Messenger RNA from Oldenlandia corymbosa var. corymbosa, 582 nucleotides. The record is from the annotation of a GenBank genome assembly. Lineage: Eukaryota; Viridiplantae; Streptophyta; Magnoliopsida; Gentianales; Rubiaceae.
AUGGCAUUUGCAGGCACAACUCAGAAAUGCAUGGCCUGUGAAAAGACUGUGUACUUGGUGGAUAAGUUAACUGCAGACAAUCGAAUCUAUCACAAAGCCUGUUUCAGAUGCCACCACUGCAAGGGCACUCUUAAGCUUGGCAACUACAAUUCUUUCGAGGGAGUUCUCUAUUGCAGGCCACAUUUUGAUCAGCUUUUCAAGAGAACCGGAAGCCUGGAGAAAAGCUUUGAAGGGACACCAAAACUUGCAAAACCAGAGAAAUCUUCUGACAUUGAGAAACCGCUGGCGAAUAAGGUUUCGAGCAUGUUUGUUGGAACAAGAGACAAAUGUUUUGGGUGCAGCAAGACUGUCUAUCCAACUGAAAAGGUGUCAGUGAAUGGAACCUCUUAUCACAAGAGCUGCUUCAAAUGCACUCAUGGAGGAUGCACAAUCAGCCCUUCUAACUACAUUGCAUAUGAAGGCCGUCUAUACUGUAAACAUCAUCACAAUCAACUCAUAAAGGAGAAAGGCAACCUGAGCCAACUCGAGGCCGACCAUGAGAAGAAUUCAGCAGGAGUUGCUCCAGUUGCUUCAGAGUCAUAA